AUGCCAGGUUUAACAACGGCGCAGGUCACCGAGCUCAGUGCUGUCAAUGUCGUGAUUCACCCACUCGUUCUUCUUUCAGUAGUCGAUCAUGCAGCUAGAGUACCACUCUCCAAAAACAAGAGAGUGCUAGGUGUAUUGUUGGGUCAAGAUAACGGCGGAAUAAUCAAUGUUGCUAACAGUUUCGCAAUCCCCUUUGAGGAGGAUGAGAAAGAUCCCAGGACGUUCUUCUUAGAUUUAGAUUAUGUUGAAGAGAUGUGGAGGAUGUUCAGGAAAGUGAAUGCAAAGGAGCGACCUAUAGGUUUCUACCACACAGGACCUCGACUCCGAUCAUCAGAUCUUGAAAUAUCGGAACUUUUCAAGCGAUUCUGCCCUCGUCCAGUAAUGGUCAUCGUGGAUACUAGAGCUACUGGAGGUAGAGGUGAUACAGGUAUUCCAACGGACGCUUAUUUCGCUGUGGAGGAAAUCAAAGAUGAUGGCACAGCAACUCAGAGAACAUUCACACACGUACCGACUAGUAUCGAAGCUGAAGAAGCUGAAGAAAUCGGUGUCGAACAUCUACUACGUGAUAUAUCAUCUUCAUCAUCAGCGCCAUCAUCAUCACUCCUCACCACGCAAUCCUUAUCUACAAAAGUAACAUCGCAAUUACAAUCAUUGAGAGGUCUACAUUCAAGGUUGAUAGAGAUUAAAGACUAUUUAUUGGCCGUGAGAAAAGGCAAAUUACCUAUAAAUCAUCAAGUCAUCUAUCAAUUACAGGAAAUAGUAGGAUUAUUACCUCAAUUAGGUGGCGACGUGGAAUUAGGAAAAGCGUUCAGAGUAGGAGUGAAUGAUUCUACUUUGGUAGUUUAUCUGAGCGCUAUGAUCAGAACUGUCUUAGCUCUACAUGAUCUGAUUGAAAAUCGGAUUGAAAACGCUCAACAAGAGCUCGAAGAUUCAAAAUCACCUCAAGAUAAAGCCAAUGAAGCUGCCGCCGAAGCUGCUGGUGUCAAAGUCGAAGAUGUAGCUAGAGCGAAGAAGGAAGCGGAAGAAGAUAAAGAAAAGGAAAAGGAAAAGAAAAAGUAG
Kwoniella shivajii is the source of this 1059-nucleotide messenger RNA. RefSeq lists its product as uncharacterized. The coding region runs from base 1 to 1059 and encodes 352 amino acids. The transcript has 7 exons. Gene Ontology annotation, biological process: proteasome-mediated ubiquitin-dependent protein catabolic process. Gene Ontology annotation, molecular function: metallopeptidase activity; protein binding. Gene Ontology annotation, cellular component: proteasome regulatory particle; proteasome complex. Lineage: Eukaryota; Fungi; Basidiomycota; Tremellomycetes; Tremellales; Cryptococcaceae. The record is from RefSeq and is a predicted model, not a curated record.